AUGUCAUAUUGGGCGGACUUUGAUAACAUCUUCAGCUUCAACAAGAAGUAUCACUAUGAAUCCAAGACUGUUGAGCUCAUUGUGAGCAAUCGUCGGGUGCUGGACAACCAGCUCUUUGCGGAUCGGCUUCUUGGGCUGCUCGGGAUCAAAGGAGUGACGAAAGUGUACCCGCCGAAGACCAAUUCCGACUUGCGAUCUCUGGUCGACCAGAUCGUCUCCUCCGAGUUCGACAUCCAUCAUAAACAAGCUUUGAUCUAUUACAUCCUCAAAGACUGCCGUAAUGCCCAAGGGGCGGCAGCUCAAUUCGCAAACUCCUGUCAUUUCCCGGAGAAGUACCGACUGUUCAUUGAGGGGGUUUGGCAUAUGGACCGUCUUGACUUCCGCGGUGCGAUCGAAUACCUUGCCGAGCCCUCUCUGAUCCCAACCUUCCCUGAUGAGAUCCUCUACACCCUCACUCUCCCUCACAUCCCGAAGCACGAUGACAGUCUCGCUAUCGCCUAUUACCUGACUGCUGCUCCGCCUUUAGCAACUGAAAAGGUUCAACGAGCAUACUUUGAGACACUAGCGCGGUCUGGUGUUACCGAAGCAUUCUUCUUUACUCGCAAGUACGAUGAGUUCCACCGCCACAGCUUUUUCGUCCAGCUCAUUGAAUUUGUGCUCAAAACCUCGCCUGGUCAAACCCGAUCAAAGCGCGCAAUGGAGCUCGUUGGGCUGCCACUGGACGAGGAUGAGGAGGCGUGGUUCCAAGAAUCAUUGCUCCGCGGAGCCGCAAGCCACUUCCCGGGCGCCAAAGAUACAUUGAUGAUGCGUUGCUUUGCUACUGGUAAGAUGGAUGCGCUGGCCGCUGAACUCGAAACCCUCGGAGGUAAAAAGGUGGAGGGCUUGAAUUGGGAUGAUCUGCGAGAAAGUGUGCGUUCCUCGGGGGCAACACCUGCGCAAUGA
This is a messenger RNA of Penicillium chermesinum, 942 nucleotides long. RefSeq names its product ELYS family protein. The transcript has 3 exons. The record is from RefSeq and is a predicted model, not a curated record. Bases 1 to 942 code for a protein of 313 amino acids. Lineage: Eukaryota; Fungi; Ascomycota; Eurotiomycetes; Eurotiales; Aspergillaceae.